CCUCACCCCCCACAGUCUGCAGUUUCGUAUUGCUCACGUCGACUGGGUCGUUUUAUCUCGGUUUUUCAAGUGCAAAGCGUAUUUGCUAUUGUCUUUGUUCUCUAGAAAUUUUGUCUCACUUUUAAAUAUGUAAAAAAAACUUUCAUAAAUAAUUUUCAAUUGUGAGGUGCCGAAAUCUUUUCUGUGACUAAAAAGGCAAAGCGUUCGGUAGCUGUAUCAAAAUGGCUGCGGCGCAAAUGCAGAAUUUGCGAUUGGAUAAGAUCUGCAGAGCUUGCCUGCAGAUCAAAAAAGAUAUGAGACCUCUCUUCGAACAACUUACUGCAACCAUGUUGAUGGGCAUUUCCAAAGUUCAGGUGGCUGUAGGGGAUGGGCUGCCGUCUCAGCUGUGUCUGCAGUGCGUGCACCAGAUCUCCCGCUGCCACUCCUUCAAGGAGCUGGUUGAAAGGAAUGACAUCAAGCUGCGGGAGUAUUGCACCUCGCUCGCUAUGAAGAAUGAGGCUGUCAUGUCUAUGAAAAAAGACGAGAUGGAGAUGUGUCAAGACGCCCCGUUCAUGUUCAUCGAGAUGCCCCACAUGCAGGCGCUGCCGAGCGGGCUGGCCCCGCUGGACGGGCUCUUCACCGAUGACACUGUCACCAGCGGCAGCGUGGAGGAGAAGGUGGAGAUUGAGUAUGUUCCUGUCGCUGAGAAGCAGCAAGAGUCCCCCACCAACCAACUGGACAAGCCCGACGAAGCGCUCAACUCAGAUGAAGAGAACUACCUUCAACUGGUGGUCUUCCAAGCGUCAGCCACCGUCGCGCCGGGCCGCCACGUCUGCAACCUCUGUCACAAGGAGUUCAAACAUGCACGCUGGCUGAAGCAGCACAUGAGAAGCCAUAGCAACUGGAUAAAAGCGAAUUGCAAGAAGCCCCCGAUGUGUCCGCUGUGUGAUAGGACUUUUAAGGGUCCAGGUAUGCUGAAAAUGCACAUGCGAACGCACGAGCCUCGACCUCCAAAACAACCGACGUGCUCCGUCUGUCAACGAACCUUCUCAACGAAAACUCUCCUCUACCGCCAUAGACAAACGCACUUCGAGCAGAAAACGCAUCAGUGCACUGUUUGCGAGAAAAGAUUCUACAGCGGCUACGCGCUGCGCUCUCACAUGGCCAGACAUAGAGGGGAGAGGCCGUAUGUGUGCAAUAUGUGCUCGCAAAGAUUCUACAAUCCUACUGAUUUGAAAGUACAUUUCCGCCUACACACCGGUGAGAAGCCUCUCAAAUGCCUCGAGUGCGGCAAGACGUUCCGCCGCCACUCCACGCUCUGCCAGCACAUGAAGAAGCACAGAGGCAUCCGCAACCACGUGUGCAAUGUUUGCAACAAAGCAUUCUACGAGGUGUCCAAGCUGAACGCGCAUAUGAGGGUGCAUACUGGUGAAAAGCCGUUCGAGUGCCAAUACUGCUCGCGCAAGUUCGCGCAGCAGUCGGCGCUGAUCUACCACCGGCGCACGCACACCGGCGAGAAGCCGUACUGCUGCAAGCUGUGCGCCGCGCGGUUCACCACCUCGUCCGCGCGCAACAACCACCUGCUCACGCACACCGGACAUAAGAAAUUCAUAUGCCCGAUCUGCUGUAAAGGCUGCACGUCUCGCACUGAGCUCCGAGUCCACAGUAGCAAACACACUGGAGAGAAGCUAUUCGCGUGUGAAUACUGCGAGCAAAGAUUUAGCUCGGCGUCGUACCUGGCUGUUCAUAGACGAUAUCAUACUGGGGAGAAGAAGCAUACUUGCAAUAUAUGCGGGAAAUCGUACGUAGAAUCGCGGUCGUACAAGAAGCACAUGAAGAGCCAUCAGCUGAAGAACGAGGAGUCUGAGGCGAGUUCGGAGCAAGCUCAGGAAAAGGACAUGGAGUGUGCGACAGAGGAGCAGCCCAUCCAGUCGGAAACACUACAGGUACGCGAAUUAUUAGCUUUGUUGCUGAGUCAUGAGUAUCUGAAUAGCCACAGAAAUCUACGACAGUGA
This is a messenger RNA of Plutella xylostella (diamondback moth), 1994 nucleotides long. RefSeq lists its product as uncharacterized. The record is from RefSeq and is a predicted model, not a curated record. Gene Ontology annotation, cellular component: nucleus. NCBI's taxonomy places the organism in Eukaryota, Metazoa, Arthropoda, Insecta, Lepidoptera, Plutellidae. Gene Ontology annotation, biological process: regulation of DNA-templated transcription. Gene Ontology annotation, molecular function: zinc ion binding; RNA polymerase II cis-regulatory region sequence-specific DNA binding; DNA-binding transcription factor activity, RNA polymerase II-specific.